Phalacrocorax carbo (great cormorant) is the source of this 3410-nucleotide messenger RNA. NCBI's taxonomy places the organism in Eukaryota, Metazoa, Chordata, Aves, Suliformes, Phalacrocoracidae. The record is from RefSeq and is a predicted model, not a curated record.
GUGACGUCAUGCGCCUGCGCCGGCGCAUGCGCGGCGGGGCCCGGGACCGGAGCGGGCCGCGCGGAGCCUGGGGGCGGUGGGCGCCGCCGCCGCCGCCGCCGCCAUGUUCCGGUAUCAGUCCCUGGAGGACUGCCCGCUGGAUGAGGAUGAAGAUGCCUUCCAAGCCCUCGGGGAGGAGGAUGAAGAUAUCGACCAGUUCAACGAUGAUACGUUCGGAGCCGGGGCUGUCGACGAUGACUGGCAGGAAGCACACGAGCGGCUGGCGGAGCUGGAGGACAAACCGCUGGCAACUAGGGAGCAGGAUGGGCCCGGCGGCGAGGAGGCAGAUCUGUUGGGUGAGCCCGAGGACACGCUGGCGGAGCGGUUGACCCGGCUGGUCAUCGACAGCGAGCUGGAGGACCCCGCCAUCAUGCAAGCUGUGCAAACCAAGGCACCCGCGCAGCAGCCUGGAGGGCUGAACUCCAGCAUCUGGGACAGCUCAGCCGUCCUGCGGCGUAUCCGGGGGCCGCUUCUCACACAGGAGAUGCCAUCGGUGUCCGUACUGGACUACGCUCUGCCUCAGAGACCCCCACAGGCUCGAGAGGAAGAGCGGGACCCCUCUGAGCGGGCACUGCCCCGGCGAUCAUCGUCCCCUGUCAUUGGGAGCCCCCCUGUGCGGGCUGUCCCCAUCGGCACCCCACCCAAGCAGGUUGCCAUACCCAACUUCAACCAGCAGAUCCUGUGUCCAAAGCCUGUCCACAUCCGAGCUACCAUGCAGCAGCGCUACCCCGCUCCCUACGGCGAGAGGAUGUCCCCCAACCAGCUCUGCAACGUACCGAAUUCCUCCCUCCUGGGCCACCCGUUCCCCCACAGUGUCUCUCCCGUCCUCACCCACCUGCAGAGAGCGCAGCUGCUUGGAGGAGCCCAGGCCGGCCGAAUGUCCCCCAGCCAGUUUGCCCGUGUCUCUGGCCUGGUUGGGAGCCCCCUCCCCUCCGUCAAUCCCAAGCUGCUCCAGGGCAGAGUCGGGCAGAUGAUGCCUCCGGCCAGUGGGUUUCGUGCCUUCUUCGGGGCUCCCCCUGCUCCACCUCCCUCGCAGCCGCAGCACCCGCCAGGCCCCGGAUCCCACCUGCAGAGCCUGAGGCCGCAGCCCCAGAUGUUCCGGCCAGACACGACCCACCUGCACCCCCAGCACCGCCGGCUCCUGCACCAGCGGCAGCAGCAGAACCGAAACCAGCACCGGAGCCUCAACGGCUCGGUGGGGGACCGAGGGGGCCACCGGAGCAGCCACCAGGAGCAGAUGCGCAAAGAUCCCUAUGCCAACCUCAUGCUGCAGCGGGAAAAGGACUGGGUGUCCAAGAUCCAGAUGAUGCAGCUGCAAAGCACUGACCCCUACCUGGAUGACUAUUACUACCAGAAUUACUUCCAGAAGCUGGAGAAGUUGUCAGCAGCAGAGGAAGUCCACGGUGAUGGUCCCAAGAAGGAACGCACUAAACUCAUCACACCUCAGGUGGCUAAGCUGGAGCACACCUACAAGCCAGUGCAGUUUGAGGGCUCGCUCGGGAAGCUUACGGUCUCCAGCGUGAACAACCCUCGGAAGAUGAUUGAUGCGGUGGUGACCUCCCGCAGCGAGGAUGACGAGACGAAGGAGAAGCAGGUUCGAGACAAGAGGCGCCAGACCCUUGUCACGAUCGAGAAGACGUACAGUCUCCUCCUGGACGUGGAGGACUAUGAGAGACGCUACCUCCUGAGCCUGGAAGGCGAGCGGCCGGCCCUGAUGGGCGAGAGGAAGCAGAAGAUCUGCGAUAUGUAUGACAAUCUGAGGGGGAAGGCACCCGGGCAGGAGAGGCCAAGCGAUGACCACUUCAUGCAGAUCAUGUGCAUCCGGAAAGGGAAGCGCCUGGUGGCCCGGAUCCUCCCCUUCUUGUCACCCGAGCAAGCAGCCGAUGUCCUCAUGGCGACGGCCAGGAACCUGCCCUUCCUCAUCAAGAAGGAUGCUCAGGAUGAGGUGCUGCCCUGCCUGUUGAGGCCCUUCUCCCAUGUUCUCUACCACCUUCCCCUGGGGACAGUCACCAGCCUUGUGCAGCAGCUAACGAACCUACCUCAGAGCGCGACCGCGCCAGCGCCCACCAACCUGCACCUCACUGCCGUGCUCCAAAACAAGUUUGGUCUGUCCCUGCUGUACUUGGUCUUGAGCCGCGGGGAGGAAUUGCAGAGCUCAGACUCGAACACGGAGCUAAUACAGGACAACCAGUGGACGGAGCUGAUGCUCAUGGCCACCCGGGAGCUCCUGCGGAUCCCUCAGGUGGCCUUGGCCAAGCCCGUGUCCACCCCCUCGAACCUGAUCUCCCUCUUCUCUCGCUAUGUCGACCAGCAGAAGCUGAACCUGCUGGAGACGAAAUUGCACUUAGUGCACGGGAUCCGGUAGGAGAUCUCCACGGCUCCUCUCCACCACCGUCGGUGCCGGAGUUGUUCCAGAGGAUGGAUGGAUGGAGGGCAAAAGUGGUCCCCGUGUCCCGCAUCCCCCGGUGCAGGAGGCAUGUGUCCCCUGCCUGUGAUCCUGGCUGGUGGUGUGUGUUGUGGGAGGGGGGUUUGGCUGCUCCCUGCCCACCCCCCCAAAAAGCGCCGCGUCUCCCUGCUGCGCCCUAACCCCCUCCGCUCCCCCUACAACGGCUGCUUCUCCCCACACACACUACUGAGGAAAACGGGUGCCCUGCCGGUCCCGGGAAGGAGCCGGGAGAAUCCCCCUGCUCUGUUUAGUGGGUGUCAGGGUGUCCCCUGCACCUUCCCCCUGUCCCCCUUCAAGCACUGAGGUCUGCUCCCCACCCUUCCCCGCACACACACACACACACACACACAAACACGCGUGUGCACACACGCACACCUCUUUUGCACACUUGCCUUUGUCUUCCCUGAAAAUCGGCUCCUUCCCCUCGCUCUUCCCUCGCCCGCUUUCCCUAGGGCCGGUCCCGGCAGCUCCGGGAGCUGGAGGGAGGCUCAGCCAUACCCCGGCACCUUCCUCUUCCUCCUCCUCUUCCUCCCCCUGAGCUGAGGGGGGGAUCGUGCUGUUCCGCUCCUGGGGAACGUGGCGGCGGCGGCAGCGUGGAGAGCGGUUAAUUUUACUGGGUUUGUUGGUUUUUUUUUUUUUUUUUGCUUUUAAAAAAGAAAACAAAGAGAUUUGCACAUGUAGGUAUUUUACAACCAGUAACUCCUCCCUGGCAUUAACCAGCUCCCUCCCUCGGCUGCUCCCCAACCCCACCGCGCACAUUUUGACUGAUCAAGUGGAAAGUCCAUUUAUUUUUAUUUUUUUUUCCCCCCUCCUUUGUGCUUUUUUUUUUUCCUCCCCAGUUUUUUGGUUCUGGUUAAUGAGAAUAAAGUUUCUAAAUUUACAUUUUUAUAGGGGUAUUGUAAAUAAAGAUGAAUUGUAUACUGCC